Sebastes umbrosus (honeycomb rockfish) is the source of this 4768-nucleotide messenger RNA. It is a transcript of the gene slc38a10, whose product is annotated as solute carrier family 38 member 10. NCBI's taxonomy places the organism in Eukaryota, Metazoa, Chordata, Actinopteri, Perciformes, Sebastidae. The transcript is spliced from 18 exons. Bases 386 to 3709 code for a protein of 1107 amino acids. Gene Ontology annotation, molecular function: amino acid transmembrane transporter activity. Gene Ontology annotation, biological process: amino acid transmembrane transport. The record is from RefSeq and is a predicted model, not a curated record.
GUCAUCUUCUCUCACUUCCUCGACUAUGAUCUCUACUUCCUGGAUACGCGUUCAGAAACACAGCCAGGGUUGGAGUUGUCACUAUUAUCUUACACCCAACUUUCCAUUAACUUGUUGCUCAUACACUAGCACACAAAAAUACGCAAUUUUUCAACCAUGAAUGGUCGUUUACUGUCGGUAAAAUAGGGAUGAUGACGUAGACGGGAGAACGACGCUGUGCACGCAGAAGAAGAAGAAGAGAAAGAGCGCCACGUCACUGGUCGGCGGAGGAGUCAGAGAAUAUAGUCCCUGAGUCCCCGCUGUGGACCUGAUAUCCUGAUAUCACACCGCUGCACUUCACAUUUUCUCACUUAAAGGAGGAGCAGCAGUCAAUAAGCAGGUUAAAAUGACGGCGUCUAACUGGGGUCUCAUCAUGAACGUGGUGAACAGCAUCGUGGGAGUCAGUGUGCUCACCAUGCCCUUCUGCUUCAAACAGUGUGGGAUAGUGCUGGGAACGCUCCUGCUGUUCUUCUGUUCCUGGAUGACCCACAAGUCUUGCAUGUUCCUCGUCAACACGGCAAGCAACACCAAAAGACGGACAUAUGCAGGAUUGGCCUUCCACGCUUACGGGAAACCAGGAAAAACCGUGGUGGAGAUGAGCAUGAUCGGUUUGAUGUUGGGGACCUGCAUUGCCUUCUACGUUGUGAUAGCUGAUCUGGGCUCCAAUUUCUUCGCUCAGCUGUUAGGUUUACAGGUGAAUUUCGGUUUUCGCGUGCUGCUGCUGAUCGGAGUGUCGCUGGUCAUCGUCCUCCCGCUGAGUCUGCAGAGGAACAUGAUGUCCUCCAUCCAGUCCUUCUCCGCUAUGGCUCUCAUGUUUUACACCCUCUUCAUGUUCACGGUGGUGCUGUCCUCGUUCAAACACGGGCUGCUCAGUGGCUGGUGGCUAGGGCAGGUCUAUUUGGUGCGCUGGGAGGGUGUGUUUCGCUGUCUCCCCAUCUGUGGGAUGGCCUUCGCCUGUCAGUCGCAGGUGUUGCCGACUUACGACAGCCUGGACGAGCCGUCCGUCAAACGCAUGAGCACCAUCUUCAUCUCGGCCCUCAGAGUGGUCACCAUCUUCUACAUCACUGUGGGUUUCUUUGGCUACGUCAGUUUCACAGAGAACAUCGCUGGCAACGUGCUGAUGAACUUCCCGUCCAACCUGGUGACGGAGAUGAUUCGCGUUGGCUUCAUGAUGUCCGUGGCCGUCGGAUUCCCCAUGAUGAUCCUGCCCUGCCGCCAGGCCAUCAACACCAUGCUUUUUGAGCAGCAGCAGAAGGAUGGGACGUUUGCUGCCGGGGGAUACAUGCCUCCUCUGCGCUUCAAGAUGAUCACCCUCAGCAUUGUGUUUGGCACCAUGCUGGGAGGCAUUCUCAUCCCCAACGUGGAAACUAUCCUGGGUCUGACUGGAGCCACGAUGGGCAGCCUCAUCUGCUUCAUAUGCCCCGCUCUCAUCUACAGAAAGAUCCAGAAGAACAGCAUCAUUUCUCAGCUGGUGCUUUGGGUGGGUCUGGGCAUCCUGCUGAUCAGCACCUUCACCACCCUCUCGAUUUCGGCCAGAAGUCCCGGCAUCAAGAUCCAAGCUCCUCCUCCUCCGGCACCUGUCAAGAACGAGCUGCCGCUACCGGACCUCCCUGGGAUGCACGACAAUCCUCAAAACAAGAAGCCAGUGGAGAUAGAAAAACCGGACCUUCCACCUGUGAAGGAGGUCCAACCAGAAGAGAGGGAGCCCCCCCAGAUUAAAGGACCAGUGGAACUACCUGAGAGGAAGAAGAAGGAGGAAGAGGCGCAGCUGAACCGCCCCGACGCCGGUGUCGCCGUGCCAGAGGGCGAGGCCCAUCGCCACGAGCCACCCAUCCCUCACGACGAGGUCCAGGUGGACACGAGAAAGAACAACGCAGAGCUGGAGGAGGACAAGAAACAACCUGAGGAACCCAAAAGAGAUGCAGAGCAAGGUUUGGAGGUGGAGGGCAAAAAAGACGACAAGGUCGAAGGGAAAGCGAAGCCCGCGGAGGCUGUUGUGGGGAAAGAGGAAGUGGAUUUGGGCGGAGGUGAAGUCCGGUCCAACGAGGUGAUGGAGAAGCCGGGUGCAGAGGCGGACAAAAAGCGGGAAAUUCCCCAGCCAAACGAGGUCGAGAAACUCAAUCCGGUGAAAGAUCCUCCAGCCGAGGCCGUCAAUCAAGUGGGCAAAGCUCCAGAAGCUGCAGUGAAACCUCCAGUUCCUGAAGGAGAGCAUCGUCCCGCUGCAGAGGAGGCUCCAGCUGCAGACAGCAAAGACGCAGCAGACGAGAAGAUGGACAUGAUAAAAAAGCUUGUCGCAGAGGGCCAGCUCGACCACGCCGUGCUUCUAGAGGUGCUCAAGCAGCAGCAAGAGCAACAGAAGAGACUUCUCGACCAGCAGGAGAAACUACUGGCCGUCAUAGAAGAGCAACACAAGGAAAUCCACCAGAAACAACCUGCUGGGGCUGCUGAAGGUGAGGCAGAGAAAGAAAUCCAGGAGGGGGUGCAAGGUGGAGCAGCAAAGCCCAAAGAGUCUGGCCUGGACUCAGACCUGAAGCAACCUAAGGAGGCAGCUGGAGCUGCAGCUGGAGCUGGAGCCGGAGCCGGAGCCGGAGCGGGUGCUGCAGCUGCAGCUGGAGCAGGUGCUGGUGUGGCCGUGCCUCAGGCUGCGGCCCAGAAUCAAGUGCAGGCCGGUGAUAAGGUUGCUGAGGUCGGGGCUCCACAAGUAGCUGUACAAGCAGCUUACAAGGAGGAUGACAAUGUUGCACUUGGAGGAGAAUCCCAUAAGCAGAGUGACCUGGGGGCGAAGGGAGUGCCGCUGGGAAAGAAAAGAGCCGAUGACCGUCAGCCCAUACCUCAAAAUGAGAAGGCAGCUCAACUUCAAGAUGAAGAAAGAAGCCUGGAUAAGGAAAAGGAGAAAAUUGAAAAUCUUAAAAAAGUACAGCUAGAGAAAGAGGCUCAGGCAAGACUGGAAAAAGAUCAGCUUAAGGCAGAGCUGGCCGCAGAGCAGGAGUUGAAGAAGGAGAGAGCGGAGAAAGAGAAGAUAGACAUAGAAGUGAAGGCGCUGGUGGAAAAAGAACGAGUGGAUAGGGAGAGAAGAGAGGACCUGGCCAGAGAGAAGGAGCUGGAGAAAGAGAGAGCGGCAAAGGAGAAACUCGCACAGGAGAAGGCCGAAGCAGAAGAGAGACUUCAGCAGGAGAAGAAGAACGCAGAGCGUGAAGCAGCCGAGAGAGCGGAGAAAGAGAAAAAGGCGGAGGAGGAGGAGGCGGCUCGGGAGAGGCUGGCCCGGCUGGAGCGAGCCGAAGAAGACAGAAAGGCUGCGCAGGGGGCCGAGAGGGAAGGCGGCGAAGCUUUGAAGAAAGGAGGACGAGACCUCAAAGAGAAAGUUGCUGCUCAGGCGGACCCCAGAGAAGACGGGGCCGUCGAAGCCGAGGCUCGCCCCCAGGGCUCCAACGAGAAGGCGAGGGAACAGGGAGGGAUGGAUCUAAGGCGGAGGCGCAGGGCGGCGGGACCCAGAGAGGCUGGAGGGCCCCCGGAGGAGACCGGGAUGCCCAGGGGGGUGCCGGGGCUGGAGCCCCUACUGGAGCUGGGAGGCUCAGACCUGCACGCGGCCCUGGAGGAGCAGCUACUGGCCGGGGCAAUGGUGCACUCGCGGCAGAUUAAACAGGCCUCGGAGGAUGAGGGAGCGAAAUAACACACAUCAGACACACAUUCUCACUCAAAAGAUCGGAGUUCAACGCACACUGUACACCUGAAGGAAACUUCUAAUACUGUGGACCAUGAUAUCGUUGCCUUACAUUCUCUCUUGCCUUCAGAAAUGUUAUGAACUAAAGAGGAACCGUUUUCUCUUUCUUGAUACCGUGUACUCCGGAAAUAACCCAAAGUCUUUAUCAAAGAACAAAGUGCAUGUAAAUAUUAACUUAUUUUUUGUCUUUAGGGAGGAUCGUUUCGAAGAGGUUACUGUUGAAAUGUACAUAAAUCUAUGCAAAUACCAUUCUAUGUAGUGUCAGGGUGGAUGUAUUAAUGUUUGUAUUUGAGUCACCUGAGUUCCGUUUCUUUCACCAGCUUUUGUAGGAUCUGUGUUCGUCUCCUGUGCUGAAUUUGUUUGUUCAAAGUUUGUUUAGUUUUGUGUUUAUCCGUUAUUUUUGAGAUGUAUAUAUUGUAAUAUGUUGUAAUGUUAAAUUGUGAUCAAUGUUUAAGGUUUCGCUGAACCUACAUUUACCACAUAUUGGAUGUAAUGUGGGUUCAGGCGCCUUGGUAAAGAGUUGUUUCGCUAUACUUUCAAAUGAAAGUAACUAAAUUCAAGCUCAUGCUGGAGCUACGAGGUAUAAAUAUAUAUAGUGUAGGCUUCCUGUUUGAUAAACUGGACAAUGAAGCAGCUGGACUCAAUCAUUCCAUCUUUAAUCACUCCCUUGUUGAUUUAUCAGUGCCUUCCAAUCCAUACGCUGCUGUUUUAUCAAAACAAAAAUGUGGCAGUCUUUCCUCAAAUUUGUGUUUUUUUUUUUGCUUUUCACUUUUACUGAAGAGUACAGUAACGUACAGACCUGUACAUUCAUUGUGUGAAGGACAGUGGAACGACAUAUGGACUCAAUUUGAAGUGUUUCUUUGUAAUCCAACUUCUCUGAAAAAUCCUCCAUCAGUUGGCACUUCAACACACAUUGGACCUUUGCUUUGUACGAGAGGCUAUUUUUCUAUGUGCAUUGUAUUUUUGUACAUGUUGCUGAUAAGAAUAAAUAAAAACAUCUCUAUUGCA